GGCAAAUAUAGUAAAAGGGAUAUUCUGGUAGGACGUAUGCCUACCAUUAGUUCUGAAUACUGGUGAGGUUUUGAGGGCAAAAUGGCUGUGAUGAUUGGAAUCGCUUUCAGAGUUUCUUGGCUUUGUUGCCUGCUAAUUGGAGGGAUAACGUGUUCUACAUCAGAAGGUGAUUGGUCUCCUGCACUGGAUUCUAAUGCAGCAUGGCUCUAUGCAGGAUCACUUCCGUCUCUAGGAUAUGGCAAUUAUAAGUCUCAGACAUCUCAACUGCAAGCGCAACAGAAACAUCCGGCCGCCAUCCUGCGGAAGGAACUGGCCCCCAUGUCCCAGCAACCUCGGCAAGUGUGGCAUCAAGCUAACAUGCUGCAGCAGAAGCAACCGCCCGCCGUGCCCCAGCAAGUGUGGCAUCAAGCUCACAUGCUGACGCAACCACCGACCGCCGUGCCCCAGCAAGUGUGGCAUCCAGCUCAAAUUCCCCUGCAGCAGAAGGAACCGACCACCGUGCCCCAGCAAGUGUGGCAUCCAGCUCAAAUGCCCCUGCAGCAGAAGGAACCGACCGCCGUGCCCCAGCAAGUGUGGCAUCCUAAUCAAAUGCCCCAGAAGCAACGGAACGCCGUGCCCCAGCAAGUAUGGCAUCCUAAUAAAAUGCUGCAAAAGCAACCGACCGCCGUGCCCCAGCAAGUGUGGCAUCCUGCUCUAAUGCCCGUGCAGCAGAAGCAACCGACCGCCGUGCCCCAGCAAGUGUGGCAUCCAGCUCAAAUGCACCAGAAGCAACCGACUGCCAUGCCCCAGCAAGUGUGGAAUCCAUUUCACACACUGCAGAAGCAACCGACUGCCGUGCCCCAGCAAGUGUGGCAUCCUUCUCUAAUUCCCCUGCAGCAGAAGCAACCGACCGCCGUGCCCCAGCAAGUGUGGCAUCCAGCUCAAAUGCCCCAGAAGCAACCGACCGCCGUGCCCCAGCAAGUGUGGCAUCCUGCUCUAAUGCCCGUGCAGCAGAAGCAACCGACCGCCGUGCCCCAGCAAGUGUGGCAUCCAGCUCAAAUGCACCAGAAGCAACCGACUGCCAUGCCCCAGCAAGUGUGGAAUCCAUUUCACACACUGCAGAAGCAACCGACUGCCGUGCCCCAGCAAGUGUGGCAUCCUUCUCUAAUUCCCCUGCAGCAGAAGCAACCGACCGCCGUGCCCCAGCAAGUGUGGAAUCCUGCUCAAAUGCCCCUGCAGCAGAAGCAACCGACCGCCAUGCCCCUGCAGCAGAAGCAACCGACCGCCGUGCCCCAGCAAGUGUGGCAUCCUGCUCUAAUGCCCCUGCAGCAGAAGCAACCGACCGCCGUGCCCCAGCAAGUGUGGAAUCCAGUGCCCCAGCAAGUGUGGAAUCCAUUUCCACCUGCAGAAGCAACCGACUGCCAUGCCCCAGCAAGUGUGGCAUCCUACUCAAAUGCCCCUGCAGCAGAAGCAACCGACCGCCGUCCCCCAGCAAGUGUGGCAUCCUGCUCUAAUGCCCCUGCAGCCGAAGCAACUGACCGCCGUGCCCCAGCAAGUGUGGCAUCCUGCUCAAAUGCCCCUGCAGCAGAAGCAACCGACCGCCGUGCCCCAGCAAGUGUGGAAUCCAUUUCACACACUGCAGAAGCAACCGACCGCCGUGCCCCAGCAAGUGUGGCAUCCUACUCAAAUGCCCCUGCAGCAGAAGCAAUGCCCGACCGCCGUGCCCCAGCAAGUGUGGCAUCCUGCUCAAAUGCCCCUGCAGCAGAAGCAACCGACCACCGAAGCAACCGACCGCCCCCAGCAAGUGUGGCAUCCUGCUCUAAUGCCCCUGCAGCCGAAGCAACCGACCGCCGUGCCCCAGCAAGUGUGGCAUCCUGCUCAAAUGCCCCUGCAGCAGAAGCAACAGACCGCCGUGCCCCAGCAAGUGUGGAAUCCAUUUCACACACUGCAGAAGCAACCGACCGCCGUGCCCCAGCAACAGAAGCAACCGACCGCCGUGCCCCAGCAAGUGUGGCAUCCUGCUCUAAUUCCCCUGCAGCAGAAGCAACCGACCGCCGUGCCCCAGCAAGUGUGGCAUCCUGCUCUGCCCAGCAAUUCCCCUGCAGCAGAAGCAACCGACCGCCGUGCCCCAGCAAGUGUGGCAUCCUGCUCAGUUUCCCCAGCAGAAGCAACUAG
Molecule: messenger RNA, 2154 nt
Organism: Oncorhynchus nerka (sockeye salmon)
Lineage: Eukaryota; Metazoa; Chordata; Actinopteri; Salmoniformes; Salmonidae
Product: transcription factor SPT20 homolog
Exons: 4
Coding region: 82-2154 (690 amino acids)
Source: RefSeq, a predicted model, not a curated record